UUGGUGGAGGUUGGCGGCGGCCAUUCAUUCUUCUGCGGUCCGCCGGAGGACGUGGAGCGAAAAAGAGCAAAAGACAACAGACUCAAAGGAAAGGAAAGGAAAAGUCCGCCCGAGUCUCACCUCACGCCUAAAAAAAAGAGAGAAAACCAUCCAGUGACUUCGAUAACGGGAGUCGUCUAUCGUGUGGGAGUUUUCAAAAGCUUCCUUCAGCAUCUUUCAGUCCAACGCGACUGACUCAUCAUCAUCGUCAUCACUUGGACUUGGCAGUCGUCUCCAUCUCGAGGUUCCACGUGGGAGUGAACACAAAGGUCAGUCGGAUGGGGGAUCUGAAACGGCGAAUCUGCCGCAUGUCCGGACGGACUCCUUGACAUUCUGGCAGCGCUCUUAUCGGAGCACGUCUGGAGGAGGUUUGCGACGCAGAUGAGCUCAUCGGCUUUGAUUGUGCACAGUCCACGCCGGGGCCACAUGACGGGAUGUUGCUGUUGGCCCGUCGGAGAGGGGUGACGAAAAGACCAGCGAGACAAAAGAGGGGUGAUCCAGCUCGGCUUGUUGUUUUAUCCCAGAUUUGCCGCACAAGUGUGGCCACCGUGUGGACCCUCUCACCAAGUGUCCCCCCCCCCCCCCCCAACCCCAUCCUGGCGGAGUAGCCAAUCAGAGGAGACGUGGGAGGGGUCAGGGUCGAAGGGUUCGGGGCGGCCCGGUCCCGGAGAGGCACUGGAGUGUCAGAUCUCCUAAAGAACUGGACUACGAGCCUCUGCGGAGACAGGUGUGUCCCACGCGGACUGGCUACCGGGGGAACGCCGCCUUUAAAACGAUGUAGAGGCGGAAACCGGUGCCAAAGUGCCAGGAGGAGGCCAGCGCGUCAGACGGCGGUCAGAAGGUAAAGAGGACACUCUGAGUAGGAAGUCAAGCGUCGACCUGAAAAACUGGCGAGGGUGUUGAGAAGCAGACCAAAGCGGCUGAAGGGAAGCGAGUAAUAAAAAGGGCCGGAAGGACUGAAGAGGACCAGGAGGGCUAAAAAAAAAAAAGAGCAGAAAGGACUACAAGAAGAAAGGAAUCAAAAGGAGCGAAGGGGUUAAAACAAGGACCAGAAGGGACUGAAAGAAGGGACGCAAAGGACUGAAGAACGGGACUACAAGAAGGACUGAAAGACAGACUACAAGGACAAGAAGUGAAAGAAUGACUAAAACGAGGAAGUAAUUGGCUUAAAUGACAAGUGAACACCAAUAAUUGAAGGACUAAAACAAGGACUUAAUAGGCUUAUGAAUGAACUGCAAAAGGACUAAGACCAGGACUUAAAGAAGGGCUAAGGGAAGAACUGAAACAAGGACUAACGCAAGGAAGCAAGGACUCUACCCAAGGGUUUAAACAAGGACUUAAAGAAGGCCUGACUAAAGAAAUUAAUGAAGGUCUGAAACACGAACUUCAGGAAGGACUUAACGGAACAACUAAAACAAGGACUUAAACAAGGCCUGAAGGAGUGACUUUAAAGGCCUGGAGGACUUAAAGUAGGUCUUAAAUGAGGACUUAAAGAAGGACUAACAAGAACUGAAAUAAGAACUUAAAGGCCUUCCGGAAGGAGUAAAGGACUCUGAGAAGUCCUGAAACAAGGACUUGAAGGAGGACUCAAAGAAGGACUGAGGGAUUUAAAGGAGCAGCGAAAGGUCUGAAGUAAGCGUCGACCAUGUGCCACGUGAUCGUGACGUGUCGCUCCAUGCUGUGGACGCUGCUGAGCAUCGUGGCCGCCUUCGGCGAGCUCAUCGCCUUCAUGAGCAGCGACUGGCUGGUGGGCUUCCCUCGCACGCCCGACCACCACCACCACGGCUCCUCCUCCUCCUCCUCGUCCUCGGCGGCGGCCGGCGAGGCGUACCGCCCCACGCUGGGCAUCUACGGCCGCUGCGUCAAGCUGCCGCACCUCCAGCGCGGCGUCCUGUGCGGACCGUACGCCGUCCACUUCGGGGAGAUCGCCAGCGGGUUCUGGCAGGCCACGUCCAUUUUCCUGGCGGCCGGCAUCCUGCUGCUCUGCGCCGUGGCCUUCAUCUCCGUCUUCACCGUGUGCUUCCAGAGCAUCAUGAAGAAAAGCAUCUUCAACGUCUGCGGGCUGCUGCAAGGCAUCGCGGGCCUCUUCCUGAUCCUGGGCCUGAUGCUGUACCCGGCCGGCUGGGGCUCGGACAAGGCCCGCCUGUACUGCGGCGCGGAGGCGGCGCCGUACCGGGCCGGCCUGUGCUCCAUGGGCUGGGCCUUCUACACGGCCGCCGGCGGCACGGCGCUGACCUUCCUCUGCGCCGUCUUCUCGGCGCAGGCGGAGAUCGCCACGUCCAGCGACAAGGUGCAGGAGGAGAUCGAGGAGGGCAAGAGCCUCAUCUGCCUCCUCUGAACUCCGCCGCCGCCGUCGCCGCCACGAAAGACUCGGCACUGUAAAUACGUGUACAUAGAUUUGCAUUCUGUCAUUCGUUCCGGGGUCACGCCACGACACGCCACGCCACUCCACUCCACACCACACUAAUAAAAACUCCACUCGGUGUGGAACCAGCGACGCUGUGAUAUCGACUGGCUCUCUGUCACCGUGUGUGCGUGUGUCCAAGCGUGUGGCCGUGUCAAAGUGUGUGACUGUGUGUGCUUGUGUGUCCUAAUUUGUGUCCAUGUUUGCAUGCGUGUGAAGUUGUUUUAAAGUGUGUUUGCGAAUAUACUUGUCCAAAUGUGUGUGCGUGUGUGUCUGUGUGUGCGUGUGUCCAGGUGUGGAAGUAAGUGUGUUACACACUCAGACUUUGUGUCCAGGUGUGGAUGUCCACAUGAAUCAGAAUCAGAAUCAGAAUUAUCUUUAUUUGCCAAGCAUGUUGAAAAGAGACAAGGAAUUUGUCUCCGGUAGUUGGAGCUGCUCGAGUACGACAACAGACAGCCAUUUGACAGAAAAUACUUUAGAGACAUAAAAACACAGUACAGAGCGUCACUGAGCAAUGAAACGUUACCGGUAGUGUGGUAAUGCAGACACAUUUAUUUAGUUGUUUUAUUGUUUGACAAUUGUGCAAAGGAUGCAGAGUCCUCUAUCAAUUUCGAGCAGUUGGAAAAUUACUAAUAGAGCGCUAAUCUGGCACAGCAAAUUCAAGAAGUUCAAAGUGACUAGUAGUGCGCUAAUCUGGAACAGUGUCUAGGCGAGUAUGUGUGUACCA
Molecule: messenger RNA, 3170 nt
Organism: Phycodurus eques (leafy seadragon)
Lineage: Eukaryota; Metazoa; Chordata; Actinopteri; Syngnathiformes; Syngnathidae
Gene: lhfpl2a
Product: LHFPL tetraspan subfamily member 2a
Exons: 5
Coding region: 1685-2377 (230 amino acids)
Cellular component (GO): membrane
Source: RefSeq, a predicted model, not a curated record